This is a messenger RNA of Sphenostylis stenocarpa, 2199 nucleotides long. The record is from the annotation of a GenBank genome assembly. NCBI's taxonomy places the organism in Eukaryota, Viridiplantae, Streptophyta, Magnoliopsida, Fabales, Fabaceae.
AUGAAUGGUGCUGCAUGUGUUGAGGCAGAGUGCUGCGAGUUUGUGGAAGUUGAUCCUACAGGGAGAUAUGGAAGAUACAAUGAAAUUCUUGGCAAAGGAGCUUCAAAGACAGUUUAUAGAGCAUUUGAUGAGUAUGAAGGGAUAGAAGUAGCAUGGAAUCAAGUAAAACUUUAUGACUUUUUGCAGAAUCCUGAAGAUCUUGAGAGGUUGUACAGUGAAAUCCAUCUUCUCAAGACAUUGAAACACAAGAACAUCAUGAAGUUCUAUACUUCCUGGGUUGAUACUUCCAACAGACACAUUAAUUUUGUCACUGAGAUGUUUACAUCCGGGACUCUAAGACAGUACAGACUUAAACACAGACGGGUUAACAUCAGAGCUGUUAAGCGUUGGUGUAGGCAGAUUUUGGAAGGGCUUCUGUAUCUGCACAGCCGUGAUCCUCCUGUGAUCCAUAGAGAUCUCAAGUGUGAUAACAUUUUCAUCAAUGGCAACCAAGGGGAAGUCAAGAUUGGUGAUCUUGGCCUUGCUGCGAUUCUCCUCAAAUCUAAUGCUGCUCGUUGUGUUGGCACACCUGAGUUCAUGGCUCCGGAAGUGUAUGAAGAGGAUUACAAUGAGUUGGUUGACAUAUACUCUUUUGGAAUGUGCAUCUUAGAGAUGGUCACUUUUGAAUAUCCUUACAGUGAAUGCAAUCAUCCUGCUCAAAUUUACAAGAAAGUUGUAUCUGGGAAGAAACCGGAAGCUCUUUACAAGGUAGUUAAUCCUGAGGUAAGGCAGUUUGUAGAGAAAUGCUUAGCAACUGUGUCCCUCAGACUUUCAGCUAAGGAACUCUUGGAGGAUCCUUUUCUCCAAAUUGAUGAUUAUGGAUUUGACUCAAAAUUAGUGCAGUAUCAAAGAGACUGCUAUGAAGUAACCUCAUUAAUCAGACAGCCUUUGAAUGGAAUUUAUAGCAUUAACAACACCUCAACAAGUGGGUAUACUGAUAAUCUUGGUGGUUAUGGACCGGUAUCUGAAUUGGAUUAUCGUCAAGACGAUUUUGAAACGAGUGAAACCGGUCUCUUCGAUUGUGAAGAGGAUGACAAUUUGGCUGAAAUUGAUUCCACAAUCGAAGGUAGGAAAAGAGAAGAUGAUGGCAUCUUCUUGAGACUAAGAAUAGCAGAUAAGGAAGGUCGAAUUCGAAACAUCUACUUCCCAUUUAACAUUGAGGUUGAUACUGCAUUGAGCGUUGCAAAUGAAAUGGUAGCUGAGCUUGACUUAAAUGACCAAGAUGUAACUGAUUUAGCGAAUAUGAUAGACAAUGAAAUUGCAACAUUGGUUCCGGAGUGGAAAAUAGGAGCCAGAUUAGAGGAAAAUUCAGAAUGUUUAAGUGCAGGUGUCUGCCUCAAUUGUGCUGCAAACGGUUACUUGUUUGAUUAUGUAUCAUCAAAUAAUCCAUGUACCAAGAACCUUCAAUUUCUUCAUUGCUCGAAAAAUGGAUGUGCUGCAAUUCAUGGCCGAUUUGAAGAGAUAACAUAUCAAGUUGAAGGGUCUGCAAAUAGUGCUACCGAAGGUGCACCUGAUGCAUCAAGCCAUGCCAAUAACAUUCAUUAUACAGAUAUCUGGGCUCAGAGAGAUGAACCAGAGUUAUGCUUUGAAGAGUUAAAAGACAUAUACUGUGAUGAAACUCAUAAGGUAUCAAACCCGUUGAACAGCGAGGAAGGAAAAACUGUAAACGUGGAUGAAGAAAGUGUUCUUAAUACCAGAAAGCCUCAUUCAAACCCUGCACCAAAUUGUGUUCUGUUGGAUAAUGAAAAUGAAAAUGAUAUUAGGCAAGAAUUAAGAUGGCUCAAAGCAAAGUAUCAAAUGCAGUUAAGGGAGCUUAGAGACCACCAACUAGGGGUCAAAACAAAAUUUACUAGCAAAGCUCCUGUCACAGAAAAAUUAAAGGAUGGGAAAGAUGGAAUUCUAAGGUUGUCAGGUACAUCCAACUUGAAGAUACUAAAGAAUGAACCACAAUUGAGAUCUAUAGUUUCUGGGAAGCAUUUUCCUGUUGACGACGAGAUAUGCAACAAUUUGGCUGAGGAAAUGGUUCAAAAUGUUGAUGAGAUUAGUCAGUCUAACAGUCCCGAGGCAAUGCUCAUAGCCAAGGAUUUCUUUAUAGGAGCUUUGUUUCCACAAUCACUUCAGAGGGCAACCUCGCUUCCUGUUGAUGCCAUAGAUUUCUAG